Molecule: messenger RNA, 1751 nt
Organism: Nyctereutes procyonoides (raccoon dog)
Lineage: Eukaryota; Metazoa; Chordata; Mammalia; Carnivora; Canidae
Gene: RNF229
Product: RING finger protein 224
Exons: 1
Coding region: 450-1058 (202 amino acids)
Biological process (GO): protein K29-linked ubiquitination; protein K63-linked ubiquitination; protein autoubiquitination
Cellular component (GO): endoplasmic reticulum membrane
Molecular function (GO): ubiquitin protein ligase activity
Source: RefSeq, a predicted model, not a curated record
UAGGUGGGCGGGGGCAAAUUCAGUGGAGACAGCAUCCGUGGGCACCCGUGGACACAGGAGCUGCCCAGAACUCCCACCAGCGCUGGGGUCCAAGUAACGUGGACUUUCCCAGGUGAGGCAGGAGCUGGGACCAGGCUGCGGCUGCCUCCAGGUCAGUGCCAGACUCUGCUCGUGCCCAGAGGGCCACACUGACCUUCACAGCUCCAACCACCCUGGUCGCCACCCUGGGGACCCCACCCACGAAUCUGGAUUCCUGCCCCAGGGCCCCCACUUAUGGCCCCCAUGACCUCAGCUCUGGCCUCACCAGCCCUGCUGCAGCCCCUCUGGGCCCUGGAUGCCUGGCCUCCCUGUGCCAAGUGCUGGCAGACAAAGAGUUAGACAGCACGGUUCUUGGGAACCCCCAGGGUGCUGGGGCUCUAGACAGUGAGCCCCUGCUGGGGGCCACAGCCAUGGCCACUGCCUGCCCCUGGGCUGGGCAAGUAGGGGAAGAGGAGGAUGGGGAGCAGGCAGGGGAGUUGGGGGAGGAGGAAUGCCCCAUCUGCACAGAGCCCUAUGGGCCCGAUGAGCACCACCUGGCUCUGCUCAACUGUGGCCAUGGCCUGUGUGUGGGCUGCCUGCACCAGCUGCUAGGCACAGCCUCCAGUGCCCACCAGGGCCAGGUGUGCUGCCCACUGUGUCGCCAGAAGACGCCCAUGCCUGAGUGGGAAAUCUGCCAGCUGCAGGAGGAACUGCUGUGGGCAGAUGGGCCUCAGGGCCCACGGCCCCCUACACCCCCUGCUCCUCCCCACCGGGGCCCUGGGCCCUGGGCCUCCCUAGAGCACCGCUACCGGCUACGCUUCCUGGCAGGGCCUGUGGGCGGCCAGGGCUGCCUUCCCUUCCUACCCUGCCCGCCCUGGCUGGGUGCCCGGCUCUGGGCCUUGCGGGAACGAGGGCCCUGCACCCGCCGCCUAGUACUGCUGGGCCUGCUAGCCCUGGAGCUCCUGGGCCUGUUGCUCAUCUUCACGCCACUCAUGCUGCUGGGGCUGCUCUUGAUGCUGCUGGACCGCUCUGGCCACUGAGCAGGGCCUGUCACACCUGCUGCCAACAGACCGGGAGACCCAUGCUAGCCCUGAGGACUGAUGACCAAACUAUAAAGCCCACGGUGGGGCCGGGCACUAGCCUUCAAUCCAGACCCAGGCCUGGGGCCAGGAGCCUGUGUUCAGCCUCUGACGGAGCCAGAGACUUCAAACCACCUGCCGCCCAGACACUAACUACUGGUGCCCACGGGCAGUGCUGGAGGAAGCCUGCAACUGGGCCCUAUGCACCCCUUGAUACACAAGCUUCAUGCUCUCCUCCCGUCCCCUUGCCCGACGUGGCCUGUUUGCAAGAGGGACACAAUGGACACGAAAGUGAAUGCUGUCACGUUCCAGAUAAGGGCCAGUGUGUUCCCUGAAGGUCAGGGCUGCAGGGGCGGGGCCGCUGCUAUGCAAGCUCGGGCCACAGCUUCCUCACUGACUGGGUCAGACUGAAGGUGAUGGCCCCUGGCUGUCGGGCAUCCAGCCCAUGCCCCUGAACUACUAGGACAAGGGUCCAGCUAGGCCUCGGAGUUGGACAGCAUAGAACUGAGUACCCUGUAACCUCAUGGCAUUGAGCCCAGGGCCUUUAUCUAAAGGACAUCUGUACAACCUUUGGGGCUUGUUGGCAACGUGCAGAGUGCUGUACCUAGAACGAGGGAUGGCUCUCAAUAGACAGCUGCUACGGAGACAUCCCUC